CCCUCAGCACCAUCUAAUUUUGUUGGCGAAUCUACUGAUCCAAGUACCAUUCAUCUCCAGUGGAAACCACCAGAUCUUCCGGACGGUCGGGAACUUUUGGGCUACCAGCUUCGCUAUCGCUCAUCAACAAGCGAUAAAUUAUCGAUAGUCAGGCCAACUGACAACCCGACAACUCAAACACUCAGUUUGGGAGCCGAUUUGACCGAGUACUUUCUCAAGGGUCUUGAACCGAGUACCUUGUAUUACAUCAGUUUGGCAGGAAGAAGUGAAAACGGCGUUGGUAUAGGGGCUCAAAUUGAAGUCACGACGAAGGAUUAUCUACCCGAAAUGCCUCAAGGACAGAAAAUUCUGGUCCAAGGUCCAACUGCAGUGCAAGUGACUUGGAAAGGACCCAAGAAGAGGUUAACGGAAGUACGUCAUUAUAAACUGAUGUGGAAUUGCCUGGAUUGUCGAAGUCCAACAGUCCCUAGUCUCGGCCUCCAGCCCGAUUCGGACGCGUAUUAUCAGGAUCCUUCACGCGUUGGUCAGCGCAAAGUCCUCGCCACCUAUGGAUCCAGUCCCGAUUUUGUGUACACAGCUACAAUCGGCGAGCUGAUUCCGAACGCUUCAUAUCAGAUUGCAGUGGCAGCUGCAAACCUCCGCGGAGUUGGCCAGAGCUUUGUCUUCCCAGUAGUUCGAACCAAAAAUCAA
Molecule: messenger RNA, 690 nt
Organism: Opisthorchis viverrini
Lineage: Eukaryota; Metazoa; Platyhelminthes; Trematoda; Opisthorchiida; Opisthorchiidae
Exons: 2
Molecular function (GO): protein binding
Source: RefSeq, a predicted model, not a curated record